This is a messenger RNA of Bubalus bubalis (water buffalo), 671 nucleotides long. RefSeq names its product insulin-like peptide INSL6. Gene Ontology annotation, molecular function: hormone activity. The record is from RefSeq and is a predicted model, not a curated record. Gene Ontology annotation, cellular component: extracellular region. NCBI's taxonomy places the organism in Eukaryota, Metazoa, Chordata, Mammalia, Artiodactyla, Bovidae. The coding region runs from base 1 to 618 and encodes 205 amino acids. The transcript has 2 exons.
AUGCCGCGGUUCCUCUAUCUGUGUCUCGGGCUCCUACUGGUUCGAGUCUCCCGUGAGCUGAACGACAUUAGCAGAGCCAGGAGAUUGUGCGGCCGGCAUCUACUGCAUGAGAUAGUAAAACUCUGUGGCGAUGUUAACUGGAGCCACGUUGAGAAGGAAAAGCCUUUCACACAGCUGCUUUCCCAGGCCUCAGAAAAGGUUGAAAGCUUCAUUCCUGACCGGUCAGAAAGCUCCCAAACCACUUUUCCGGUCUGGAGGAGAGCGACAAACCCAGUCCCUACUUCUGCCUCUCAGGAAGAAGCAAUAAACAAUAUGAAGAUGCAGUCACUGCCUGAGUAUCAGUAUAAAAAGGCCAACUUGCCUUUUAAGACAAGACAAGAGGAAUCUUCCUCAUCACAAGAUAUCAGUCCAUAUAUUCAUGAGAUUAUAGAAUUUCAAAAGAAAAAUACAAACAAAAUCAAAACCUUAAGCAAUUUGUUUUGGGGGAAUCAUCCCCAAAGAAAACGCAGAGGAUACUCAGAGAAAUGUUGUCAGAAGGGAUGUACAAAAGAAGAACUUAUUAUUGCAUGCCUUCCAUAUAUUGAUUAUGAAAACUUAAGGAAGCAUCAGCAGUUGUGACUGAGAUAUACUAACCAUCAUGAGACUUACACUAACUUAAUAAAAAGCUUAAU